AUGGAAGCUUUGCGGGCUCCCUUGGAUGCAAUUCGCACACGUCUCAACAGACGGAUUGCUUUGCAACGUGCUGUGCCGGAGAGUGAGGUUGAUGUCAAGGCAGUGCGGACCUUUUGGUCCUCCUUACCUACAGAGGUUCGCCUAGAAGUUCUGCGCUUCACUGAUUCCACUGUCGUUCAGCGAGUGCACGACUACAUGAUCAAGCUGCUAAAAGCAGAUAUUUGGAGCCGAAUGAACGACGUCUCCACAGGUGAUGAACCUGCGCCACGGCUGGAGGGCUUUGAGUUCGAAGCUCCAGCAGAGCGUGAUUGUAUGGGCUCCUUACGAGCGCCCAUCGCCAUUAUGGCUACCGAGGAGCUUGCAGCCAAUGACCAAUUGCUUGAAACCAUGGAGGAAUUGUUGGGCAGUCCGCUGCUGAAUGGGCGGCCUGCAUUGCAGCACAGAGAUUGGAGUACUGUCUUUGAUGUGUCCCCAAGCUCCUGGGAGGAACUGCAGCAGCAACUCUACCGACUGGUAGAGCUGGCCAUUUUCCACGCGGAGCGUGAUCCCUACUACCAGCUGCUGCGGGAUGCACCAGUACCACCCAUGAGGCGGCGACGGAAGGCGAAGCGGCCAGCCAAGAAAGAGUCAACUGCCAUUUCAGCUGCUGAUCAGACAGCCUCUGCCGAGCAGAAUCAGAAGGCCGAGUGCAGGGUUAAUGCUAAUGUAGAGUAA
Molecule: messenger RNA, 714 nt
Organism: Durusdinium trenchii
Lineage: Eukaryota; Dinophyceae; Suessiales; Symbiodiniaceae
Source: the annotation of a GenBank genome assembly